Staurois parvus is the source of this 312-nucleotide messenger RNA. NCBI's taxonomy places the organism in Eukaryota, Metazoa, Chordata, Amphibia, Anura, Ranidae. The record is from the annotation of a GenBank genome assembly.
AUGGGUUGCUCUCAGGAGCUCAAUGAAUUCAAGCAUGAUACUGUAAUAGGUUGUCACCUGUGCAAUAAGUCCAUCCGUGACAUUUCCUUGUUACUAAAUAUUACACAGCCAACUGUUAGUGGUUUUAUAACAAAGUGGAAGCAACUGGGAACAGCAGAAAUUCAGCCACAAAAAAUGACAGAACGGGGUCAGCGCAUGAAGGGUUAGGCUUGGCACCUUAGUUCCAGUGAAGGGAACUACUAAGGCUUCAGCAUACCAAGACAUUUUGGACAAUUUCAUGCUCCCAGCUUUGUGGGAACAGUUUGGGGAUGG